Messenger RNA from Oldenlandia corymbosa var. corymbosa, 6658 nucleotides. The record is from the annotation of a GenBank genome assembly. Lineage: Eukaryota; Viridiplantae; Streptophyta; Magnoliopsida; Gentianales; Rubiaceae.
GAUGGAGGAGGUGAAAACGACAAUUCACCGACUCUAUCUCCAUCUCCAUUCAAAAAUAGUAAUAAUAAAUAAAUCAAUGCUUUUGGCACCUGUAGCUCUAACCUCUUGAGAGAGUACUACAAAUAAAGUAAUAAACAGUUCAUUGCAUUCUGCUCAUGAAAACUUUUCAGCUUGUUUAAGGAAAUCACUGCUAUUCUGGGCAGGUCACGUGAUUCCUAAUCAGGAAAAGCUGGUCAAAGGUGACGGUCAUGAUGACGAUGCUAUUCCUUCAACGGUGGUUGUCCAGAAACCACCACCUUCGCCACCUUCAUCCGGUGAACAGCAACGGAUUGUCUCUCCCCGAAAAGAAGCUGGCUCAGCCGAGGGGUUACAAAACCAUGAUAAUUUUGGUGCUACUGCUAUUCAGGUAAGUUCUUCCAUCUCUCAGUUGGGUCUUCUCAGGUAUUCGAUGUUAUUUUUUCGAGUAUAUUGCUCAUGCAAUUCAUCGACAGCCCUUCACAAACAAAGAAUUCCAGUAAUUAAAAAUGGAGUAUGUUAUAGUACUCAAUUGCUGUGAUUGCUUGUUUGUGAAAUAAACAUGCUGUCAAUGGGUCUGGUUCAAGAGCAGGUCAGUACACCGGGUUUGGUUUUGUAGAUUUGCUUUUGUAUACUUGCAUUGAGAAAACAUGUUCCCCCUUCCUCACUGUUGACUUCUUUUGACAGCGAAGAUGAAACAUUAGAGGCAUGCUACUUAUGUGCUUUGCAUGAAUCCUGAUGGUGGUAGAAGUGUUCCUCUUAGUUAUAUUUUAGCGCCUCCGCUUUAGAUGAAGGGGGAAAAAAAAAGAAAUAACGGAUAUACCCCAUGUGUUGAAGGUUUUCACCUGCUGGUAGCUAAUCUUUUAUUUCAAAAGUUCGCGGAAUUGCAUGACACAAGUAUAAGACUGCGGAAGUCCUUGUUAUAUUGGAGAUCCCAAUAGGUUAUAUAUAUUGCUUCUGCAUUUCCUGUUUUGUUUGGGUUUGACUUGCCUUCUGUGUGUGGCUGUUUUACAUGUGUUUGUUUGAUUUUGUGCUUGCAAUGCGUCACAGUUUCAUAUGUUAGAGCAGCGUGAUAUGAUUUUUUAUUUUCUUCCCCUCACCCCCUUUCCCUGAGUGAUAGUCUUAUGGAAGUGGAAAAUAAACCCUUUAGUGGCUAAUAAGUUUCGUUAAUUACGUGAUAGCAGAUUUGUCACAAUAUACUGAUUGACAUGACUCUCUAUCCUAGACAUUAGUUCAAAUUUUUAAAUCGUUUAAUCAACUACUGUGCUAUCUUGAAUGAUUUGACUCAUAAUGUUUAUGUUUGAUAAUGUUCUUUUCAAUUUGAAGAAGAAACUACUGUUAUCGUGUUGUAACUUGUAAGACUUUUUCAUUUUGAUGAAUAUAUGUGAGGGUGUAGCUAAGGUUUAAUUGUAUAUUGGUUCGGUAACAAUAUCUGUUAUUUUACUAAAUUUGGAAUCCUUCUCGGUAUGGUGUUGGAAUUCGGUUGUGAACUGCUUGUCUGCUUUUAGGGCUACAUUCAGCUUCUUUUGGUCUUUUACUUGUUUCAUUUCUCGUUGCGGCUCUCACUUUGUCUAGUUACAAUACAUGCUUUGGAUUCUCUCUGAGAUGCUCUUGACCAAACUUGCAUGAUGAUAAUGACAGGUGUUUUUUCCACAAAAAAUCAAGGCGCACACACCCUUUUUUCCCCUUUGCUUUUCAGAAAACUUCACUGGUUCUAUUUUCAUGCUGUGCUGUAGAAUAUGGACGCUUCUGAUGCACCAGACGGGGAGCUAUCAACUGACCAAGAUCAUGCUGAUUCCUCUUGCUAUCAAAAAGAUGCUGAGAUUGAAAAUGAGAAGAUGAGGUGUGCACGUUGUGGUUGUGGUGGAGAGCUCUUGUGAGUGUUUGAACUUGAACUUAUUGUGAUAGAUUGUUGGCCCAUGAUUAUCAACUUUGUUCUCACAAACUGAAAUUUUGUGUGCCUACAAUAUCAUAUGGUUUGACUUUACUGGAAUUAGAAGUCAAUAAUUUCCUGUUGUAAAUUAUGCUCUCUUUUGCUUCUUAUGAUAAUGAAACCAUUGUUCAAAAGGUUACACUCGUUUCCUCUGGAGUUUGAUAUCCUAAGACUCAGCUAUCGGUUCUUUGAACUACAUCCUUUCCUUCACCAUACGAACUUAUCAUUCGGUGCAUUCUAGGAAUGGGUUAUAGCAUGAGCCUUUUCAAUUUCCCAUCUGAUUUGAUGUGUUCUAUGCUGUAUUUCUAUAUUAGAGAUAUGACUGAUACCAUGACCCCUCAUGAGGCAUUUUAGAUUUACUUUGUGUUCCUAACAGUUGCAAAUCUCCAUCAACUUUCAACACAACCGGCAGGUGUUGCUUUUCAGUUUCCUGUUCUUUGGUAAAAUUUUCACUGACUGAGAACAGACGAUAAGUACAACUACAAUGAUGGUGUGUUAGAAAUACUGGAAUUCAGUUGAUAUAAAUUCUUUUAUUUGAUUCAUUCAGGUCUUGUUCGGGACAGGGAUGCCACAGAAGCUUCCAUCUUUGUUGUGUUAACCCCCCAUUUACCUAUUUCCCUCCCGGUGUUUGGCACUGUGUUUGGUGUGUUAAAAGGAAGAUGGAAUUAGGCGUUUAUUCUGUAUCAGAGGGAAUAGAGACUAUUUUGGAUGCUGAGGGAGUAUCGGAUGAUGAAGGUCCGGUAUUUCUACCAGCACACCUAGACAAUGUCUUCCAUGUGAAAGUUUUUUUAUGCUGUAUAAUUGUUGGAUCCUUUUGAGUUGUGAUAUCGCAUCUGAUGCCUUCUAAACAUCAUGAUAGAAAACCCGAAGCAAUACUUAGUCAAGUACCAGGGCCUUGCUCAUGUUCAUAAUUGCUGGAUUGAAAGGGAAAAACUCCGUUUAAAGGCUCCUGCAGUGUUUUCAAGAUAUAGGAAACGGAAAGCAGUAUCUAGGUGGAAAAGGAAAUGGACUGAACCACAACAACUAUUAGCCAAGAGAUUAUUGAUAGUUCCUGAUCAAUCCAACAGCUCUUGGGGAAAUCCCAAUUGCUGUCAUGAGUGGCUAGUGAAGUGGACCGGCCUUGGCUAUGAUCAGGCAACAUGGGAAUUAGAAGAUGCUUCAUUUCUUAAGACUCCUGAAGGUAGGAAGUUAGUUAGCGAUUUUUCUAUUCGUCACCAAUUAAAAGACAAGUCAAAACCAGCUGAGGAAAGUAAGAUGUGUAAAAAUCUUGGGAGAGGAGGAGUGCUUCCUUCUGAACUGACAGAACUUCCUUGUGGGGGUACAGAUCAUCUACAUUAUGUUAACAAGCUACUUCAGUGCCGUUAUAGAGAUCAAAAUGCUCUUGUCAUUGAUGCAGAGGAGCGAAUUGCCGUGGUGGUUUUAUUUGUCUUGACUUUGCUUAAAGAAAUGAGUGGUCCUUUUCUGAUUGUCACUACCUCCAGUUCUAUGUGGGAGGCAGAAUUUCGGAGAUGGGCUAAAACUGUCAACGUUGUUUCAUAUGAGGGAAAGAGAGAUACUUGGGAUAUCAUCAGAACUUUAGAAUUCUACAACGUGGAUGGCUGCAUCAUGUUCCAGGUUCUUCUGUCGCCGCCUAUUGCUGUUGCCGAGGAUUUCGAAAAUUUGAGAUCAAUCAAAUGGGAAAUCAUAGUUUUGGAUGAUUUCCGCCGUCCAACAAUAUCAGCGCAGACAGAGACAAUCAAGAUGCUGGCAGCUAACAUGAGACUGCUUCUUGUUAGUAGUCACAUAAAGGAUUGGAGCAGCAAUUACCACGAUGCUCUUUCUUUGCUCGAACCUGAUUAUGAAGGGGUCAAGAGGAACGUUUUGGAGGAUGACGGUAACAUUGAUAGCUCAGAGUUGAAGGCAAAAUUGGUGGAUUUUACUGCCUAUGAACGUAAAUGUGAAGCAGUUAAAGUAACAGAGUUUUGGGUUCCUGUCAUGCUUAGUGACGUGCAAGCUGAACAAUACUGUGCCUCCCUGCUGUCAAAUUCAGUGUUUCUUUGUUCAAACUCAAAGUGUGAUUCAACCUUCUCUGUCCGUGACCUACUGAGAACAGCAAGAAAGUGUUGUGAUCACCCCUAUCUUGUGGAUCGGUCUUUGUGGAAUUUGGUGCUACAAGGUAAACCUGCAUCAGACCACUUCGACAUUGAAGUCCAAAUGAGUGGGAAGUUGCAACUUCUAAGUAAGAUACUUCCAGUAAUUAAAAAUCGAGGGCUGAGAGUGGUCAUUCUUUUCCAGGCAGUGACCUGUUCUGAUGGGAUUUCUAUCGGAGAUAUUAUUCAUGAAUUCAUUCACCAAAAGUUUGGUAUAAAUUCUUAUUCACGGAUUGAUGGUGGGCUUCCUCGUCACAAGAAGCAAUCCGUGGUUGAAGCCUUCAAUAAGAAAGAAAAUGAAAAAUUCGUGUGUUUGAUCGAAACUCGGUCUUGUGUUCCCAGCAUUAAAAUUGCCUCUAUAGACGCAAUCAUCAUUUUUAACAGUGACUGGGAUCCCAUCAGUAAUGUUAAAGCUUUGCAGAAGAUAACAAUAGAAUCACGCCUAGAACAGUUGAAGAUCUUUCGUUUGUAUUCAUGUUAUACAGUGGAAGAGAAAGCAUUGAUUUUGGCCAAGGAAGGUGCAGCUGUUGACAGUAAUGAUACGAAUAUAAAGCAAACCACUUGUCACAAGCUUUUGACUUGGGGUACCUCAAGUCUAUUUAGAAGGAUUGACGACUCUUGUAAAUCUAGCGAAUCUUCUUCAAGUUCAAUGAAUUCUUUGGAGCAGAAUAUUCUGGAAGAUGUCAUUCAGGAGCUCUCGGCUUUGCUUCCUGCAAGAAGUUUAGAAAAUGCUUCAACUUGUUCUAGCAGGAAAAAAGGAUCCAGCAAUGUUCUGACAGUGAAACUCAGUGAAGGGACCUACCAAGGGAACAAUCUUUACCUACUUGGUGAAUUGAAAGCCCAAUCAGAGAGCAAUUUGUCUGCAGUUGGAGAACUAAUGGAUAAGCCACCACGAGUUUUCUGGAAAAAGUUGCUCGAAGGCAGGGAACCUAGGUGCAGAUACGUAUCUAGUCCAUCACAAAGAAGUAAAAGAAAAAUGAAACUAGUGACUAGUCUGUUUGAGGAAACUGAAGUGCCAGAAAAAGCUGGAGAGAAAAGCAAAAUGGAAGCCAGUAGCAUCUUGAAACAAACAUUGAAACGGAAAAUGAUAAUUGAUAAAGGAUUGGACGGUUGCCAUGUUGUGAAAAAGCUUGCAGUUGAUUCUCAAAAUUCAGGCAUCAGAAGACACAGAUGUGUAUCAAUAGUGGCAAAUAGUGCUUCCCUUGGCUUGGCUUCGCAUUCCCUUAAUGCCAGAAUGGAGCUGCCAGCAUCUCCUAGUUCACUCGUUGUUGGCCAUGAAGCUGGUGAUCAGACAGAAUCCGUGGAAGGAGAAAAUAUUAAUCCAGAUAUCUCAAAUAAUCAUUUCACUGAAUCAUCAUUGAGAAGAUCUCAGGCUCCCCAGUCUCCGUGUUUGGCAUCACUUCAACAAGAGAUGGAAAGAAUACAGGAGGCCAAAGAGCAAGCUGUAAAAUUACACGAGGAUUUGAAACUACACCUUGAAUCCGAGUGUGAAAAAGAGAUUUUGGAGAUCCGUAAGAAGUAUGAUGUGGUUCUUCACGAUGCUGAGGCUGUGAUGGCAGAAAAGAAAUCAGCACUUGAGAGUUGCUACCAAAUAACAUACAAACAGAUAUUAUUAGCUGAGGCAAUGAUGCAAAAGCAACAUGAUAUACCUUCGGCUCAUUCACCUGGGCAGAAUGAAGUGACUCUGUCAACGUUCAUGAAGAACAUACAUCAAGUGUGCUCUACAGUGCUUACCCGAACAACAGUUUCACCACCAUGUGCACCUGGGAGUCCACCACCACUGGUUGAGAAUAACCCACCAGAUAUUGAGCAAUGUGCUGCAUACAACCCGGCAGUACCUGAAGGGGAAUCAAGGGGGCCUCAUAUGGAGAUCAGUUCACCCAGAACUUCAUUGCAGGUUGUGGGUAAUAGUACAUCAACAGGGCAUCCAGUUGCUGUUCCUGCUGUCUGCAGAGCUGGACAAUCUACAAUUGCUACUUCAUUGCAGAUCGUUGGUAGUAGUACAUCAUUAGGGCAGCCAGUAGUUGUUCCUGCUGUCUGCGAACAAUCUUCUCAAAACUUGGCAUCACUUAUGGCACCAUCUGUGUUAGAGCGCAGCUUAGUCGCCUCGAGAAACGAUUUGAGACCACCUUCUAUUGCAAGCAUUCGUCUAUCAGGCAGCUCGGUUUCAAAGGGUCCAUCCAGGGCUCCUGCUCCACAUUUAAGAACAUCUCUACCUUGUAAGUAAUUCAAGAUUAUAGACGUCUGGAGCCAGAUGUUGCUGAGUGAAAAAACCUUUGCCUCCUUAACAUUUGAAUAUCCAGGGGAUAUUUCAUAUUUUGCGCUCUGAAUUGAAGUCUUCUGGUAUUUUGUAUAUGUUGAGCGUGGCUAGUAAGCCAGGUUAUGCUGGCUUCCGAACUUAAACUAACAUGAAUAGACAUUUUGGUAGGCCGAUGGGAGGAUUGAGAAAUGACAGAUAGCUGUCGGUAGGUGAUAUAUAUUGAUGGGUGUUGAUAAAUUGAGAGCAAAAUCCUAUUAAAUACUUAUAUUAGUCUUAUGUACAUUUUAAGAGAUUUAUUUAUUUACUGAUUUUUCUUGAUUC